CCGGAUUGAAUCACCUUGUUUAUUUUUCCUGAUGGCUUGUUGUGCUAAUUGACUGUUUUCUCCAAGGAAAGCCUAUCUCCCUCCUCCUUCCCCACACACAGAUUUUUCUUUUUUCUUUCUUUUUCUUUUCUUUUCUUUCCUUUUUCUUUUUUUUAGAGCGGGACUGCUCUGCAGCAGACUACGGCUUGUGGAGGGAGCUACCCGUUUCAAGGGAGAUUCCCUUACCCCUUUGAGUCUCGUCGGUUUUAUAGCUUUACUUUCUUAUUAAAACACACACACACAUACAACACAUUGAUUUCCAUCCAAAAGGGCUAAUUACAUUACUUACAGUAAAUAGCAGCCCUGCUGUCCAGGGUCUAGUGUGCCAACAGAGAAAAAAAUCCCGGCUUAUUUCACUUGAUUGACUUCAUCUUUGUGUGAAAUUGUGUUUUAUGAGCUGUAUUCUGGCACUCGGAGGAAUGUAGCAACAUUCAAUCUGCAAAUAACAUUAAUUUUAGCUACUUAAGGGGAGAGAGAAGGGAGGAAACUGGCUGCCUGAAUCUUGGGUUACAUGGAAGAGGUGACUCGAGGAGCCCCUGAGGAUGUCUCUGGGAUGCUUUGCAAAGGAAGUGGGGGCUGGGGUACUUCUUUCACUGGUCGCGCUAGGGUUUGGUGCGGAGCGUCCCCCAGGGAACGAGGAGAGCAGGACUGCCGCCAGGAAGAUCCUUCAGUAGGGAUCGAGGUGUCAGGAAACAGCCGGCAGCUGUUCCAGGGAAAGGCAAGAAAGAGUGGUGUGAAAACCAUGCUUUUCCACGGGAUCUCCGGAGGCCAUAUCCAAGGAAUCAUGGAGGAGAUGGAGAGGAGAUCCAAGACUGAGUCCCGCCUGGCCAAAGGGGGACAGAUGAACGGCCGGGAAACGAACAUGCCCCCCAUGAGCCCCGAGAAGCCUGCUUUGUGUGCUGGUUGUGGAGGGAAGAUCUCAGACAGAUAUUACCUGCUGGCUGUUGACAAACAAUGGCACCUCAGGUGUCUUAAGUGCUGUGAAUGUAAACUGGCUUUGGAGUCAGAACUCACCUGCUUUGCCAAGGACGGCAGUAUUUACUGCAAGGAGGAUUACUACAGAAGGUUCUCCGUGCAGAGAUGUGCCCGCUGCCACCUUGGGAUCUCAGCCUCUGAAAUGGUCAUGAGAGCCAGGGAGUCAGUUUAUCACCUGAGCUGCUUCACCUGCACCACCUGCAACAAGACUCUGACCACAGGCGAUCACUUCGGCAUGAAGGACAACCUGGUUUACUGCAGGGCCCACUUCGAGUCCCUUUUGCAAGGAGAAUAUCCCCCUCAGCUGAGCUACACUGAGCUGGCUGCCAAGAGCGGAGGGCUGGCCCUGCCUUACUUCAACGGCACUGGCACAGUCCAGAAGGGGAGGCCCAGGAAACGAAAGAGCCCUGCCUUAGGAGUGGACAUCGUCAACUACAACUCAGGUUGUAAUGAGAAUGAGGCAGAUCACCUGGACAGAGAUCAGCAGCCUUAUCCCCCAUCCCAGAAGACCAAGCGCAUGCGCACCUCCUUCAAACACCACCAGCUUCGUACCAUGAAGUCCUACUUUGCUAUCAACCACAAUCCGGAUGCCAAGGACCUCAAGCAGCUUGCCCAGAAAACGGGCCUGACCAAGAGAGUUCUGCAGGUUUGGUUUCAAAACGCAAGAGCCAAAUUCAGAAGGAACCUUUUGCGGCAGGAGAAUGGGGGUGUCGAUAAAGCUGAUGGCACAUCACUUCCGGCACCGCCCUCAGCAGACAGCGGCGCUCUCACUCCACCCGGCACUGCGACCACUUUAACAGACCUGACCAAUCCCACUAUCACUGUAGUGACAUCAGUGACCUCUAACUUGGACAGCCACGAAUCCGGGAGCCCCUCACAAACUACCUUAACGAACCUUUUCUAACAUUUGAUUUUUUUUAUUCUUACUCUUCUUCUUUAUUAUUAUUAUUAUUAUUUUCAAGCCUUUUUUUUAAAAAAAAACAAACCCACAAAAUAUUUGGGAAAAUAAACAGCUUGAUGUGUAGCAUCUGCAGCCACUUGGCAAAUGAGUUUGAAGUAAUAUGUCGCUAUAAUAAAUGAACAUUUAUUGUUGAUAAAUUGUAUUCACAUUUUUUUAAGUCAUCAGAUAACUGAAGAGAAGGUUAUGAAUCAUUCUAAUAAGUGCCUCUUAAAAUUGUAUGUUACUUAUUUCCAGAAUCUUGAAAAAAAAUAAUUCUACCACAGAAAAAUAGAAAUCUCUUUUCUCACUCUGACAACCAGAUAAAAUUCAUUUUAAUUAAAGCCAAAAGAAUGCUGCUUCAGGAUUUUAUGCUCACUUACGGCAUUUAAGAACUCUAAUUUUCAUUUUAUUUUUAUAAUGCAUGUUAAAGUUUUUUUUAAAAAAGAAAUACACAAUGAAUUGCAUUAAUAAUUGAAAUAGUCAGACUGCAAAUGCCGGUGCUUUUUUUAUAAUGUAUUAGUCCCAAGCCUGACCCUUCUUGCACCCUGGGAAUUGCCACUGGUCUAGACAAAUGCUCCUCUGCCAGUUGCUCACCCAGCUGGAAUGUCCUCGGACACCACUGAAAACCGUGCCGGCAUGGAGGGCUUGGAGGGGGCUCCCCUGGGAGUGGCGUGUGGGUAAGGACUACAGGAUCAGGCGAAUUUGCCUUUUGUACAUUAAGGAGGCAAGAUCUGGAAACUGCCCUCCCAAAUGAGCUUAAUCCUAUAAGGAUAUUACAAAAGUAAUAACAACAGAAAAACUACUCAGGUGGGGAGUCCCAUUGAUUUAAAAAUCUUGCGAAGAGAGGGUUUUUCGUUUUUCUCUGCCAAACAACACUGAUUUGGAAUUUAAAAAAACAAGCAAGUUCACUAAAUGGCCCUGAUGCUGUACCAUUAAAGCAAAAAGGAAGCUGGCCACCUACAUUAGUGAGCACAAAAACAAUUUCUAAGAACACAUACGCAUAUGAAUUGUUAAAAUGAGUUUUUGAUGAAUCAUACUUUUUUCAGGGAAGAUGGAAAUAAGCAAAAUACAAUUUAUUAAGAUGUUUAAGGAAAAUGAUUUUAGUACAAUUUAUUCAUUACUAUUUUCAUUUGACUUUAGAUGUUGCCUGAGAUUGUAUCAGAUGCUUCAUUUAAUAAAUGAAUUAAAAACUUUAGUUCAUUAAUAUUUCUAAUACAUACUUUAGCUUUUUCAGCUUUGUAUAAAAGAAAAAAGUGUUAGUAAAAAAUUAUUGCAAAAUUGGGAAUUGGCGGUGAUUAAUUUUAAAGCAGAUAAACUCAGAAGCCUUGUGGAUGCUGAUCUGAAUACAUUUCUUAGUUUACAGUAAUGACCUUUCUUUUUUUAAUUUUAUUUAAGCUAAAAGUCUGAAUGGUCUGGGCAGUGGUGAAUGUUCAUUUGUAUCCUUUUAUUGUAGUUAAACACCAAUUAGAUUGUGGAGAGUCUCAGAAACAAAAGCAAACAAAAACCAGUCAAGAUCUAUGUCUUGCUCUUAGUGGAUUGUUAAGAAUAACUUUGCACAUAUACCCCACUUUUUAGACACCAUCAAAUCUCUUAUUUGGUGGUCAAAGUGGCUAUUUAAUAUAUUUUAAAGGUGUCCUUUCUGGCUGUAUAAAUGUGUGGUUACAUAUUGACAGUUCACUGCCCACAUUAAAGUGCAUUAUUGUAAUUUUUGCUCAGGGUUUUUAGAAAAUUAGCACAGAAAAGUAGCUUAUUUUUAAAAAAAAGAUGAUGGGAGAGAUGUUAACACUGUAAUAGAAGAAAGGUGUGUUUGCCAUUAUAUAUUUAGCAAGUAUGGUUAUCAUCUUCUAUGGAUAUUAAAUCUUGACUUUUCCUAUUUCUAUUACCUUAUGGGCAUUUACCACUAACCAGACCAAACAACCUUGGUAAGGCUGAGAUCUUUAUUAAUACACUUCUACAGGUAAAAAUAUUGAUACUUAUAAAUUUUGUUCUUUGACAGAACAAUAUAUGGUACUAGAGAUCUACUUUAUUAAGUAGACUAAUUAAAACUCAGUUCUACUAUGUGCCUUAUGAUAUACCUUGGGAGUAAGUUUGUGAAAAAUCAGGAUAUAUGUGUUGUUUGUUAAAUUAACUGUUUUAAGCCCUUUUGACACCUCACUAGUUUUGUACUGUUUUACCUCUUAUUUCUGAAACUCUUUUUAUGGUGUAUCCUGUUAGAGGGGACAAACAUGUCAUAGAAAGCAGUUGUGCACUCUUUCAGAUAUAGUUGAUAAAUCCAAUAAUCUUAUAUAUUGAGCUUCGUGUUUAUAGUACAGUAAGUGGUCUAGCAAAAUUGUCCAUGUUUCUUUGUUUAUUGAUAAAUGCAUUGUAUAGAAACUAUUUCCCCUAAAUAUUUAUGGACCAAACAAUUGUGAUAUAUCCUAUUAAAUUUGUGUGAAUAAACCAUUUUGAAUCUAA
This is a messenger RNA of Dromaius novaehollandiae (emu), 4408 nucleotides long. It is a transcript of the gene LHX9, whose product is annotated as LIM homeobox 9. The record is from RefSeq and is a predicted model, not a curated record. Lineage: Eukaryota; Metazoa; Chordata; Aves; Casuariiformes; Dromaiidae. Gene Ontology annotation, biological process: neuron differentiation; regulation of transcription by RNA polymerase II. Gene Ontology annotation, molecular function: DNA-binding transcription factor activity, RNA polymerase II-specific; RNA polymerase II transcription regulatory region sequence-specific DNA binding. Gene Ontology annotation, cellular component: nucleus. Bases 551 to 1918 code for a protein of 455 amino acids. The transcript has 6 exons.